AUGCUAAAUUANCAAAAUUAACCAUCAACAUUUUAUGCUGAAGCUACAAAAUAUACAAACAUUAUUGGAGUAGAUUUAGCAUCAGUUUGGAAUCAAAAGACAUAGACUACAUAACCAGAAGUUUAACUUAUUAAAGAUAAUUAAAUGAUGGUUUAUGCUUGGACAUUCUAAGAUGAUAAUAGUGGAACUCAAAAUAUGUUCAACUCAACUAUUGCUAAAGGUAUAUAUUAUUAAGCAGUCAAAAUGAACAUCCAUGGUCUUAUCACAGAAUUUCCAGAUGUAGCAAUCUAAUAUGUUUAAUUAUAUUAAAAUUAAUGAACAAUAAUCAAUAUCAAUAAAGUGGACUCUUAACGUUGAUUCUUACUAUUCUUCUUAACAGGAGUAAUCUUAUUGAUAGUUUCAUUCCUUUUUCAGGGUUUUUUCCUUAUCAAUCCUUAUCUGUUUUUACUUCUAUCCUAAUUGGGAUCAUUACUCAUUUGGAUAGCUAUCAUUUAAGUUACUAAAUAUAAUAAUAACAUCUUAAAAUUAAGCUAGAACUGUACUAUACUUUGUAGCUUUACUGA
Molecule: messenger RNA, 563 nt
Organism: Paramecium sonneborni
Lineage: Eukaryota; Ciliophora; Oligohymenophorea; Peniculida; Parameciidae
Source: the annotation of a GenBank genome assembly